Molecule: messenger RNA, 1035 nt
Organism: Ceraceosorus guamensis
Lineage: Eukaryota; Fungi; Basidiomycota; Exobasidiomycetes; Ceraceosorales; Ceraceosoraceae
Product: NAD(P)-binding protein
Exons: 6
Coding region: 1-1035 (344 amino acids)
Molecular function (GO): oxidoreductase activity, acting on the CH-CH group of donors, NAD or NADP as acceptor
Source: RefSeq, a predicted model, not a curated record
AUGUCUCAGAACACCCAGAUCAUCCUUCGGGAGCGCCCAGGCAUUCAAGGAACCGUCAAUCCUUCCUUGGAGUCGGGCACCUUUGCACUUCAGAAAUCACCCAUACCUACAGAGAAGGAUGUGCCUGAUGGAUCGGUGCUGAUCAAGGUCAGAUAUGUAUCCAUAGAUCCGGCCAUGCGCGGAUGGCUCAACGAUACUCGAAGCUACUUGCCACCGGCAAAGAUCGGAGAUGUCUUUAGAUGCGCAGCAUUAGGAGAGAUUGUGCACUCCAAGUCACCCUCUUUCACCGUGGGCGAUCCCAUUGCCGCUUCUACGGGCUGGCAACAGUACGCCAUUCUUCCGGCCAAACUGGUCGAAGCUGCGCCCGCUAAAAAGGGAGCCGAACUGAUCGAUUACCUGGGCGUCUUUGGCAGUUCGGGAUUGACCGCUUACUUUGGCUUGUUCGAGGUUGCCAAGGCUAAGCAGGGAGACGUCGUCGUGGUGACUGGUGCAGCUGGAAGUGUAGGAAGCAUCGUGGUACAGCUGGCCAAGAUCAAGGGCUGCACGGUCAUCGCCACUGCGGGAUCAGACGACAAGGUCAAGUGGCUAAAGGAGGAAUUGGGCGCCGACGAUGCCUUUUCCUAUCGCUCACCCACAUUCUUUCAAGAUUUGCGAAACUGCAUCGUGAGGAAGCACAAGUUUGCGCAUUGCGUCUUUGAUAAUGUGGGAGGAGCGCAGUUGGACCUGUUGCUGGGAUGCUUGAGGAAACAUGCGAGGAUCGCGCUUUGCGGUGCUAUCAGCGAUUACAAUGGGGUGACGAACGGAUUGAAGAAUUACUUGGCCUUGAUUGGUCAGAGCGCCACGAUCCAAGGCUUCAUCGUGUUUGACUACGCCGACAAGUACGACGCAGCGAGGACAGACUUUGCCAAAUGGUUGGGAGAGGGCAAGCUGAAGAGAAAUUUUUACACUAGGGAAGGGCUCGAAAAUGCUCCGCAGGCCCUCAUCGACCUGUUCAGCGGCGUCAACAAGGGCAAGAUGGUCGUCAAGGUGGCCUAG